UCCGGCUCGCUCGAGGCAAAGGGGAGGGCCGACGAUCUCUGCCGUUUUGUUCUGCUGCCACGGACACUAAGCAGAUUCUCCAAGAUUUACUCACCUGGAACCCGCUGACCUUCAGGCGUAGUUUGCACGUGCUGGAGGGCGCGGGCGGUCGGAAUCAUGUGGUCAUGGGCGGUCUGGGGCAGCCUCUUGGUCGCCGUCGCCGCCUCCGUGGCCGCUCGCAGGAGGUCUCGGCCAGAUCGAGAGAUUCGGCCGGACGGGCACGUCGUGCUGAUCACCGGCUGCGACAGUGGGAUCGGGUACGCCCUGGCUCUGCGGGCGCGGGCGUGGGGCUUCACUGUAAUCGCCACUUGCCUCUCCACCCUCUCAGUCCCCGCGCAACAGCUUCAAGACGCGGGCGUGAUCGUCGUGCACCUCGACCUUCGCCGAAUGGAGGGCGUCGAGAACCUGAAGAAAACUGUCGCACGCCUUCAGGAGGAGCGUAAGAAGCUCUGGUGUCUGAUAAACAAUGCUGGAGUUCUGACCUACGCGCAUUGUGAGUGGCAGACGACUCCCAUGGUGACUAGCCAGGUACUUGUCAACUUAACCGGGGCCAUUCUGCUAACUCGCGACCUUCUGCCUGUCCUCAGAAGGAACAAAGGUCGUGUGGUGAACGUCUCCUCGCCCUCCGGCCAGAUGGCGUCGCCCUUUAUGAGUGUCUACUGCGCCAGCAAGUGGGGCCUGGAGGGCUACAGCCAGGCCCUUCGUCGGGAGGUGGCGCCCUUUGGAGUCUCCGUCGUUGUGGUCCGCCCUUGCAACCUACCCAACCGCACGGGCAUCUUGGUGGCCAACGCGGACCAGCUCCUCACCAUGAUGGCGGAGGCAGCGCCCGAGACCCGCGAGGACUACGGCCCAAUGAUCGAGCGGAUGCAGAGGACCUUCCAGCAGUGCUUCGAGGACGUGGCCGAGGUGCAGGAUCUCCGCGACGACCACCUGAUGCAGUGCUUUAGAUACGCCAUGAUGCAGGAACGGCCCGAGGCUGUAUAUUCAGCAGCGCCCUUCGUCGUGAGGUUCGCCCUGUCGCUGUUCCAAAUCAUUCCUACAGCUUGGUUGGACGCCAUCGUCAGCAGAGACCUCCAUAACUCUGUACUGAGUCUCGCCGCGAACAAGUAACCGGGGGCUUCCAGGCCUCGCGUGCUAUUCCGUUUUAGUCGUGUGCAUACCCAUACACACAUAAACUGCAUAAAUAAAUGCUAAUAUAUGUGUGUGUGUGUGUGUGUGUGUGUGUGUGUGUGUGUGUGUGUGUGUGUGUGUGUGUGUGUGUGUGCUGUCCUAAUCUGAUCUUUCGCGCCAAGUUUUUCAUUCAAACUGAGUUUCCUGCAUUUCAAGAUCCCUUUCAAGACGACGUACAAGUUACCUAGAAGAAAGGUUUCAAUCUGCGUGCAAAGAGAAAUACCCGAGGCUCUGUUUCUAAGCAGUGUAGAGUUGUUGUUUAUCUAUACUUU
This is a messenger RNA of Penaeus chinensis, 1481 nucleotides long. Its product is annotated as D-beta-hydroxybutyrate dehydrogenase, mitochondrial-like. The record is from RefSeq and is a predicted model, not a curated record. The transcript is spliced from 6 exons. Gene Ontology annotation, molecular function: oxidoreductase activity. The coding region runs from base 157 to 1149 and encodes 330 amino acids. NCBI's taxonomy places the organism in Eukaryota, Metazoa, Arthropoda, Malacostraca, Decapoda, Penaeidae.